AUUAUACAGCUAUCUGUACGCAACAUACGCACGGUAAUAGCCUUGCAUUCAAGGAAUUGUAAGCAGGCGGUUUGCCAUUGAGCGGCUCAGGUUCACUCUCAUAACCGGCUGGCGAGUGGAGCUGAAUAAGCAUCUGGAACCCAUUAAGGUCACUGAAGGAUCGCUCUGCUGAGCAACAGGGCUGAGGCAACCAAGUUCUAGGACGCUAGCUUUGCGGUUUGGCGGAUCCGCCUGUCAAGGGGCCCCAGGCCGCUUUGCCCGGGGCCCCUCGGUCAGGGGCCCGGAGCACCAGCCAAGGAGCAGCGGCAGCAGCCCCUGCCAUGAUCACCAAUCCCCAUGCGGAUGCGACCACGGCAACCAAGACUGCAGCCGCAGUUGUAACCGCCACAACCGCCUACCCAACCACCACAGCCCUAACAACCACAACCACCGCGACUAACGGUCGGCCUGGAGGAGGCCUAGGGGCACUCCUACCUCGCACCGGCCCGGAUCGCUCCUCCUCCGCUUUCACAGCGUACGUUCCUAGGUCGUCCGCAACACCCUCGGCGGCGGCGGCGCCGCCGGCCCCGUCGCAUGCAGCAGCCCUGAACGGUCAUGACGUCGCCUCUGCAGCCGCCGCCGCCGCCGCUGGCGAGCCGUUGUCAGCGACCACCAGUGGUGGUGUAGUUGGCGGUGCUGGUGGUGGUGGUGAUGGUGGUGCGGCGCUCAGUAACGGCGCAACGGUGCACGGAACUACAACAAGCAUUGCGACUCGCGGCCGCAGCAAUUCUGUUGAAGUAACGACAGCAGCAGCUCACCAGACGCUGAACGGUGGCAGUAACCACCAUGGUCACGGCAGCAACGGUAAUAACGGUAAUAACGGUUGUUACGGCAAUGGUGAUUCUGGUCUGGGCCCUAGCCGCAGCCACCAGAGUCGCAGCCAACAGCUGCCGGCGUCGGUAGCUACGUCACGGCGCUUGGAAGGAGGCGGCAGCAGCGUUAGUCCUCCGUACAUCCGAAGGCACCACGUGGUUGCUCAUGCACCCUCUCAGUCUCACCAGCCUCAUCCGCAUGCUCAUCUUCAGCAGCACCCUCGUUCACAGCUCCAUUGGCCGCUGCCUCGGUCCGAGUCGCAGGCCUACAAUGACAUCCAAGACGAACGCCGGGAACGUGUUGGCCGUGGUUCUUGCAGUCGCCAGGAUUUGAACGCGGCCAGUCGUCUGGUUGAGCUUGCAGCCGCAGCGGAAGCUGAGGCAGAAGCGGCGGCGGCAGCCGCCGCAGCCGCCGCAAGCACGGCCGCCGCAGUUACAGGUGCCAGGUCGGGAUCUGGGUCGGGGUCUGGAUCCGGUUUUGGAUCUGGAUCGGGUUCUGGUUCUGCUUCUCCGACGAAUCUGCUCCCCAAGAGCGACGAUGGUACGGCACUGAGGUGCUCGGCCCGUGACAUUGACGCCGACGGAGAUGAUGACGAGGCGGAGGCUGACGCCGACGCGUACGACACCGUUGACGGCGCCGCCGCCGCUGGCACCGCCGCCGACGGCGUCGAAGACCAAGAUGCGGAAGACGAUCGCGACGCCGACGACGCCGGGUUCUUUGAUUACGACGUCGACGUCAAGUCAUCAGUGGGUGUCAUGACGGCAGCAGCGGCGGCGGCGGGAAAUGCAGAUGCUGGAGGGCGAAGCCGUGUGCGCGACUGGAGCCGGGGAGCGAGCCCGGUUGCAAGGGGCCACGGCCAUGCUGGUGCGGGCGGUUCGCAGCACCUGGCUGCGAUGAUGCUAGAGAUGGCGCAAGCGGGUGGGCGGCUCAUGCCUGGCGCCGGCGGCGCCGCCGCCGCCACCGUAACAACAACGACGACUAAGUUGACGAACCUGAUGUCAGCGGCACCGCAACACCAACAGCAGCAACACCAGCAGCAGUUGCUACAGCUCCUAGCGGCUCAGCAGCAGCAACAACAGCAGCAGCAGUUGAUGUUGCAAGGUGCGGGGGCAACGCAGCUAUCAGAGCUGGUUUCCUUACUGCAGGCCGGUGCCGGCACGGGAGGUGCCGGAACGGCAGGCGGCGUCGGAAACGCCUCGGCCGUACAGGUCGCAGCCCUGCACCAGCAUCUAGCUACACAGGAGCAGCUGCAGCAGCUACUACAACAGCACCACCAGCAACAGCAGCAGCAGCAAGUGGCGUUGCUGCUACAGCUGCAGCAGGUCUUGCAAGGCGGAGGUGGGCUGCAUGGCGGCGCUGGCAACGCCGCUGGGUUGGCGGCGGCAGGCGGUGUUCUCGGCUUGGGCGGUCUUGCAAAUACGCUGUGCGGCGGGGGCCUGGCAGGAGUCGGCCCGGGCGGCAUGUUGGGCCAGGUUAUGGGCGUGCUGGGUCCGCAAUCUGUGCUAAUGGGGGCUAGCGGUGCUCCUGCGGGCUUAGCGGCCAUGCUGGGGAAUGGUGGUGGCGGCGGUGGAGGUGGUGGUGCUGGCGUCGCCCUCAUGCAACAGCAGCAGCAGCAUCAGUUCAGUCUGAACGGCUGUUUGGCGUCUUCUGGGCAGAAGCAAGGGCAUGUGCAUGCGCAGCAGGUGGGGCAGCAGCCUGGCAGCGGCUUGGCGACUUGUUCUGCUGGAGGGACGCUGCUGCAGCCGCCGCAGACGCAUGCACAGCUGCGGCGAGGGUCGCCCACACCGCAGCAACAGCAGCAGCAGCAGCAAAUCCAACAGCAGCAGCAGGAGCUGCAACGAGAGCGGAGAGAGUGUGUUAAAGUAGAGGACGAGGAGGAGGAUGCGGCCGACUGUAAACAGCAGCAAAAGCAACAUAAACGCGGCUCGGGAAUCUUGCAAGCUCCUAAACCCCGUCAGCAGCAACAACAACAACUUCAGAAUCCAGCAAACCCGGAAUCACCACACGAGCUAAAAGAACAACAACAACAACGGCAGCAACAGCUGCAACAAGGAGAGGCACGUGAGCUUCAUCUCAAGCACCAACACCAACAACGAGAGCAGCAACAGCAACAAGAAAGGCAACUUCGAGAGCGUGGAGAGGCACACGUCGAGUCAGAUCACAUGCAAGAACAGGAGCAGGAGCGACAGGAGCAGGACCUGCAACAGCAGCAGCAGCAGCAAGAGACCUUGGGAAUCCUAGCACAAGACUGUGAGCAGCCGGCGCCCUCGUCGUCGUCGCCGCAGCAGGCGCAGCACGACCAGCAUCAGGCGCAGCCGCAAGCUACCGCUGCGGCUACCGAACAGCUGUCCCCACCUCCGCCAGCAGCAGCACAGUACGACGAGUUUGCUGACAUCACUAACGCCCAGCUGGAGGGCGCGAUGGAGGGCGAGGAGGAGCUCGAGGAACGAGAAGAGGACGCGGAUUCGGAGGCCAUGGAGGUUGACGGAGGCGAGGUUCCGGAUGAGGCAUCAGCUCUGGACGAGCGCAUGUGGCUGACUCUUGGCGACAACGACACGGAUAAGGGCUGCCAGGUGUCCCUCAUUCCGGCGUCGCCGCUACGACUGGCCUCCUGUCUGCCAACCAGCCGACCCGCAACCGCACUCUGCCAUGCCGUUGGCGGCGGCGGCAGCAGCGGUGCGGGCGGCGGCGGCGGCAGUGGCCUAAAGCGCAAGGCAUCCUUGCUCGGCCCCACCGCUGGGGGGGCUGCUGCUGCCGGCGGCGGCGGCAGCAGCGGCGCAUGUGCCUCCGGCGGCAACGGCGGCGGCAGCGGCAGCGGCAGUGGCGAGGAUCAGAACGGCUCCGCAACCGGCGAGGGCGCCGACGGACUGUGCAAGGCGCCCAAAAAGCCGCGCAUCAACUGGAGCCAGGAGCUACAUGCGCGCUUCCUGAAUGCCAUGUUCCAGCUGGGUAUAAAGAACGCAGUGCCCAAGACCAUCCUACAGCUCAUGAACGUGGAGGGCCUCACGCGCGAGAACGUGGCCAGCCACCUCCAGAAGUACCGCAUCCUCCUGAAGCGGCACGCGCAGCUGCCCGCCAAUGCGCCACUCACUGCGGAAAACCUUCGCAAGCUGGAGUACGUGCAACAGGCCGUUCAGCAAAGCAUGCAGCAAAGCCUGGGUCUGCAGGCAGCAGCAGGCGGAGCCGGUGGCGGCCCGGCGCUUCUGAACGUCCCCCUCGGCGGCCCCGUUGGCGGCAGCUCCCUAAGCUACCAGGACCUGCUGAGUCAGCUCUCCGCCAUGACGGCACAUGCGCCGCCGCCGGCGAUUGCACCGCCGGCGGCAGUGGCAGCCGUAGCGGCACAGCGCGCCGGGGGUGUGGCGACGGCAGCUGCGGUGCCGCCGCCGCCGUCGGCCGCCGCCGUCGCAGGUGCGCCAUCGGCGCCAAUCGUGCCGCCAGGAGCGGCAGCGACAUUACACGGGCUUCAACGCGCCGCCGCCGUCGCGGCCGCGGCAGGCGGCGUCGCCGGUCCGGCCGCCGGCGCUGCCGCAGCUGCUGUGGCUCCCGCCGCCGCCGCAGCGGCGGGUCAGCCCGGCGGAGGCGUCAUGGGCGCACUGGCCUCCGCCUCCGCUGCCACUGCCGUACCCAUCCCCUUGUGUUCCGUACCCGUCGGCGGCCUCAACGGUCUGAACGGUCUUAACGGCGGUCUCAAUGCAGUGAUUGGCGGCAUCGGUGGGCUCAAUGCGUUGAACGGCAUCAACGGACUAAACGGUUUCGCCGGCCUAAACGGUCUCAACGGUCUCAACGGUCUCAACGGCCUUAACGGCAUAGGGACGUUGGCGGCUGCCGCCGCUGCGGCGGGCCUCAGCAGCAUUGGCGGCGGCCCCGGCGGCAGCGGAGGCCUGCCCAACGCCCUAGCUGCUGGGCUGCCUGCCGGUUUGGGUGCUGCCCUCUCAGCAGCCGUUCCCAAUGGCAUUCCGGGCCUUUCUACCCUAACCGUCAAUCCUAACGGCAACACUAACGGCUUGGGAUUCAAUCCGCCAGUGACGUUGGUCGCGCCGGGCGCGCUUGCCGGCCUUGCGGCCGCUGCUGGCGGCGGUGGUGGCGGAACCGCAAUGCCCGCAGUAUUGCUCCAGCAACGCAGCCCGAUAGCAGCCUCCACUGCUGCUGCUGCUGCCGCCGCCGCCGCCGCUGCUGCUGUUGUCUCAAAUGGCACGUUCCAUGGCCAAGGCCGACCGCCUCAUCCCCAGCUUGGUGCGUCUGCUUCUCAUGCUGUCGCCUCGGCAACGGCGGCAGCAGCAGCAGGUGGUGGAGGUCAUCUGGCCUCUGCUGCUGCAGCUCCCUCGGCAACGGGGUCUGGACAGGGCCUUACGUCAGCUGCUAGCGUCAACACAGCUACGCACUAAAGUGGCCUCGUUUGCCCGGUGCGUGCGACAGGGUAAUCUCCAAGGAGCAACCAUUUUCAGUUGUACGACAGGAAAACGUGAUGAAGAGUUUAAGGAAAGAAAGAGGCGAGAAGAAAAUAGCCUAUGGUUAUAUAUUUCUGUUGCGGUGGGAGAGCGACCGAGUGCAGAAUGCGAUGUAAUACCGUUUUGUAUGUGUAAGGCGGCGUGCGUGUGUGAGAUGUCAGGCACCGGUAUGGGGUGCGGUUUUGCAUGUAGGUCUACCGCUCUGCACAUGUGGUAGGUUGCAACCCGCGGAGGCAUCUCAGGUGAGGCACCGGUGUCCGGCCAAUGGGCUGUUUGUACGAGGAGAGUGGAUCGUCGCGGUUUCCCUCAGUGGGUUGCUAGUAAACAUGUUCGGGGCUAGGGUGAAGGGGGUAAGGGGCGAGGUGUGGCGGGAUUCAGUGCAUGGAGGGCCAGUUACAUGAUGUGAGUGUGCCUUGGGAUUUUGUGUGGUGUGUGGGUCAGCGUCAAUUAAUAAACAGGUCGCGUUCUCGACUGACCUCGUGCUCGUUUUCCGGUCAACACUGUGAAAGGGGGUUAAGAUCGUCACCGGCCCCCAAAAAACUUGUGCGUUUCGGAGAGAAAGAUAGAGAGUGCCAUGUUCCAAACCUGUUUUACUUCUUCCUUGCAGGUUUGGUGUGGCGGCGGUUUCCGUGUGUGCAUUUGAGAUGCGAAAAGUGCAUGUGGUGCAAUGCAAACCUUUCCCAGUUUUCAUUAGCUGAGUCGUUUGUCAGUUACCGUUGGUGCGUUAAUUGCAACCAACCAACCGGUAACUACUGCGACUGCAGCCGUCAGCGGCUGUGUCGUACAGCGCUGUGGGAAUUUUGAUGUUUUGUGUACUACCUUACUUAUCGCUUUAAUCAAGAUCGCGUCAUUUUGCAGACAAUGAGAGGCGCAGUUCCGCUGAGAGCGUGUCAGGACAGGCUGCAUCGAGUACAACAUGACGGCGCGGCGUGCUUGGGUUGCGCGAUUCACAUCACAUUGACGUGCAUGGACUGCAAAGGAUUCCAACUGUCGGUUUACCGAUGUCGUACCGCAACGACUGUGCAUUUGUUCCGCCGUACGCACCAAAGCAUUGUUGUUGCUUGUGCGGCGUUGGUAUCGGGGCUAGACGUAUACAUUAAGCUCGGCUGGCACGGGCACAACUUAACUUGGAUAGCAAAAUUGAAGGAGGGGAAAGGGUUGAAGUUGCUGUGAAUGAUGGGAUGGUGGUGCUAUUGCUACAUACCAGUGUACCAGGAGUAGUGCGCAGUAGUACCGGGAGUUAUGGCGACGCCGUUUGCUCAUACGUUGACUAUGCGCUACGAAUGCAAAUAUGGACCCAAACCGAGGAUGACUACUUGAUGAAAUGACUGAGACUCGCUUGCUUAAGAUUCUUUCUGAUACGGAUUCGGCCAAUCUGUCAGGAAAACACCGGGGUAACGCCAUGCCCUGGCUUUCCGUGCUGUGCCAUGCUUCUGCUGUGCUUGUCUCGUGCCAUGCCUGGGGCUGAGAAAGCGUGAAUUACUAUUCAGAUGCCGAUGGGUACGCUGUGCCUUGCAGUCAUGUGGGUCAGGGAAAUUUGGUGAGGUGGCGCAGUAACAGCCACAUAGGUCUCGCCACAUAGGUGCUGGUUUCCGUAUGCGAGCAUGCCGUCCUACCACGUCGCGUAUGGAGGUUGGGUAAGAGAUACGGGCAACGUCGGAUCUUCUGGGAGCUAGUUCUGCCCCUGCUUCUCGCACGGGCAUAUGGACUUGAGAGGUAGUGGAGCGGGAGAGUCGGAGUGGGAGGGGGGGGGCUACGCUGCAACAGUUACUCCUGGAGAUGUCGGGG
Messenger RNA from Astrephomene gubernaculifera, 7088 nucleotides. The record is from the annotation of a GenBank genome assembly. Lineage: Eukaryota; Viridiplantae; Chlorophyta; Chlorophyceae; Chlamydomonadales; Astrephomenaceae.